UGAAAACAAACCGCACGGGCGUCCCAACGGAAAAAACGGAAGUGACGUUAAUUUGGUCGUUGGCGGUGUCGAUAUUUUGCGUCGGUGGAAUGAUAGGGGGUUCCAUGAUAGGCUGGGUAGCGGAUCGCUUCGGCAGAAAGGGCGGUUUGCUGUUAAACAAUAUCCUGGUCCUGGUGACUGUGAUCUUCGAAGGUAGCGCCAAGGCGGCGAAGAGCUACGAAAUGAUAAUCAUCGGCAGGUUCCUGAUCGGUAUAAACUCCGGGCUGAAUGCUGGCCUGGCACCGAUGUACCUAGCUGAGAUCUCGCCCGUGCAUCUACGUGGCGCCGUGGGCACCGUCUACCAGCUAGUCAUCACCAUUUCGAUUCUGGUAUCGCAAAUUCUCGGUCUGGAGCAAGUCCUUGGUACUGCCGAACAAUGGCCGUUGCUACUAUGCUUGACGAUCGUACCAGCGAUCUUCCAGAUAUGCACGCUGCCUCUCUGUCCCGAGAGUCCGAAAUACCUGUUGCUCAAUCGCGGCAAGGACAUGGAUGCACAAAGAGCGCUGUCCUGGUUACGUGGCACGAUCGAAGUUCAUGACGAGAUGGAAGAAAUGCGAGCAGAGUACGAGUCGGUGAAACUGGUGCCGAAGGUCACUCUGCGCGAACUCUUUGUAAAUCCAGCGCUUCGUAUCCCGUUAUUCAUCUCGAUCAUGAUUAUGUUCGCCCAGCAGUUAUCCGGCAUAAAUGCCGUCAUGUUUUUCUCAACGAAGAUCUUCAGGAUGGCGCAACUCGACAAGCAUGCCGCUCAGAACGCCACGAUGGGAGUUGGCGCUAUGAACGUUUUAAUGACCAUCGUCUCUUUAGUAUUAGUAGAAAAAGCAGGCAGAAAAACAUUACUCUUGGUCGGAUUUUCCGGCAUGUUCGUGGAUACCGCUCUACUCGCCAUUUGUCUCGUAUUCGCUGAAACCUCACGCGCAGCAGCAUACUUCUCGAUUGUGCUUGUCAUCAUGUUCGUCGUCCUAUUCGCCACUGGACCAGGAAGUAUUCCGUGGUUCCUGGUGUCAGAGUUGUUCAAUCAAUCCGCCCGACCACCCGCUACCUCCAUCGCCAUCGCCGUCAACUGGACUGCAAACUUCAUCGUCAGCAUUGGUUUCUUGCCGCUGCAGGAGGUACUAGGCGCUUACGUGUUCAUCAUUUUUGCGGCGUUGCAGUUGUUCUUUACGCUCUUUAUAUACAAGAAAGUGCCGGAAACGAAGAACAAAACUAUGGAGGAGAUUAGCAGUAUGUUUAGGCAAAUAUCGUAUCAGUGAGGAAUACAAAAAAUGGGUAAAAUAUUUUCUCAAAAGCAAAAUGCAGCAGGAAUGAAUAUAAGUGCGUUCGUUUCUCUUUUUCUUUUUCUGUGUCGAAGAAUUCAACGGUUUCGCGAAAAUGGUACAUACUAUUUUAUGAUCUAUUAACGCGCUUCCAACAUUCUAUCCACGCGCAAUAUCAAAAUUCAUCGAAAAGAUACUCGGUGAAUAUUUGUGCAUAAUCAUGAUGUGUACUACGAUGUAUUCGACGUAGUUACAUCCUGCAAUAUCGUGCCAAUCCGGAAAACUUAACUUUUUGUUAUUUAAUUAUUCUACUUUUUAAAUUUUAUUUUUAAUUUCUUUAAUUCGGAAACUGUGUUCCAAGUCGAGUCGCACGAACACGCGCACAUGAUUUCGCCUUGGGCUUUAAAAUUGUAAACUUAAUCUUAUAAUUAGUUCCUAUGUAUUGCGUCUAGC
Molecule: messenger RNA, 1745 nt
Organism: Trachymyrmex cornetzi
Lineage: Eukaryota; Metazoa; Arthropoda; Insecta; Hymenoptera; Formicidae
Product: solute carrier family 2, facilitated glucose transporter member 1
Exons: 3
Coding region: 90-1289 (399 amino acids)
Biological process (GO): monosaccharide transmembrane transport
Cellular component (GO): membrane
Molecular function (GO): hexose transmembrane transporter activity
Source: RefSeq, a predicted model, not a curated record